Homalodisca vitripennis (glassy-winged sharpshooter) is the source of this 3205-nucleotide messenger RNA. RefSeq names its product fibulin-1-like. The coding region runs from base 64 to 2823 and encodes 919 amino acids. Gene Ontology annotation, molecular function: calcium ion binding. Lineage: Eukaryota; Metazoa; Arthropoda; Insecta; Hemiptera; Cicadellidae. The transcript is spliced from 19 exons. The record is from RefSeq and is a predicted model, not a curated record.
CAGCGUGGUGGGAGAGAUAGUGAUAUCAGCUUGAAGUGGACAUUGGCCAUCAGCUCUCACAACAUGGCUGGUGCUCCGACCCCAGCUCUGACCACGGGCUGGGUACCACUGCUGGUCUUUCUCCUUCUGCCUUUCUGCCACGGGGACCUGGAACCGACAUUCCAGCACUGCUGUCAGUUGGGGUCCGUGGUAGCAGCUCAGGACAGGAAGUGUGAUGAGGCAACUUCAGGGACUCCAGUGCAAGGAAUCCCCGCCGAGCAGCAGAGCGUCUGCCUGUCUACUAUGCAGCUCUGCUGUGUAUUGUCUGUCAGAGACAUCCAAUGUAAGGAAGGCAAGCAGGCUGCAGAACGAGGUCUGAGCUGUCAGUCUACAAAAUUUGAGGACAGCAAAUACUGCUGUGAGGCGUGCAAGCUUGGCAUGAUCUCAGGAUCGAUGGCGAUGGGUUGUGAGUUCCAAGAGUUCUCUCUGGGUGAGACGUGGGAUGAAACUUAUCAGACGUGUUGUACAUCCAUCUCAUCCUCUGCACCCCCCGUCACUGCCCCCAUCUCCCCAAAUACCUCUUUCAUCACACCUGCCAGCAACAAGCCGCAGAAGACACCACAAUCAAAUGAGAACAUCUGCGACUUGCUGAAGGGAGAGUUGUGUGCGCACAUCUGCAUCCCCGUGGGGACGAGCUCUUACCGAUGUGACUGCGAGCCUGGCUUCUCGCUCAUGGCAGACGGCAAAUCCUGUCAACAAGACAAGGUUCAAAACAGAUGCGAAAUCAACAACCCAUGCCAACAGCGAUGCACUGACACCGGAAUCGCCAUAGAAUGUUCUUGUCUUGCGGGAUUUCAGUUAGCAGCUGACAAUAAAUCUUGUUCAGAUGUGGAUGAGUGUGCGCUUGGAUUACAUGACUGUGGGCAGGACCAGACAUGUCAGAACGAGGUCGGUACAUUCACCUGUCAGGACAUGCCUCGCUCGACACAGCCUCCCCAGAGACAAACUACUCAAUCAGACUAUGACAGAGAACCAGAUGAUGAACACGUGAAUAACAACACAAUAUCGACCAGAUAUCAAGAAGAUCAGUGCCCUUUCGGAUACAUCUUCAAUAUCAGGACACAACUUUGCCAAGACGUGGAUGAGUGUGAGGCAGACCUUCACGUGUGCAGCACAGGAGAGGUGUGUGUCAAUAUGCCUGGUGGUUACAGGUGUUCUCGUGCCCCGCCUACUACCACCUCACAACCCAUCAGGUGUCAAACAGGGUUUCAGUACAGUGAUGCCUACCAUAGAUGCAUCGACGUAGACGAGUGCACUGAGCCAGAGUCGCCUUGUGACAGCAACCAAGUCUGUGAGAACACUAUGGGUAGCUACUCGUGUCAGUGCAAAUCUGGCUUCCAGCUUGAUUCCAUCACUCAAGCCUGCAUUGAUAUCAACGAGUGCCAGGUGGACUUGCACAACUGCCUUCCUUCACAGAGGUGUGACAACACAAUCGGUUCAUUCCAGUGUGUGAGGUACACCAGCUGCGGUACAGGCUAUACUCUCAAUGCUCAGACUGGCUUAUGUGAGGACAAUGAUGAGUGCGCACUACAUAUGUGCGAUCACCUCGGUCCGGGGUACAAGUGCAGGAACACGCUGGGCUUCUUCCGCUGCGACAAGAUCAACACACCCAGCCCCUCGUCAACGACAGAAACCUCGUCAACUACUACUUGUGACAGCUGUUCACUAUCUACACCCACCAUCACCUUCAGGUGCCCACGAGGAUACUACGCUAAUGCUCAACGCCGCUGUAUAGACAUAGACGAGUGUGAGAAGGGUGGUGUUUGCAAGCCUAACCAGGUGUGCAUGAACAUUCCUGGCGGCUAUAUCUGUAGCAACAAAAUGAACUGUGAAGCUGGCUUCCGGCUCAAUCAAGACACAAACCGGUGCAUGGACAUUGACGAGUGCGUGGAGCAACCCGGAGUGUGCGAUCACAACUGUCACAACACGUGGGGCUCGUUCCGGUGCAGUUGUCGCUCUGGAUACACGCUGUUCCAGGACAACCGGACGUGUGUGGAUAUUAACGAGUGUGAGAUGUUCAAGGACCGUCGACUCUGCAUCGGCUACUGCGUCAAUCAGCCUGGCUCCUUCUCCUGCCAGUGUCCGCAAGGAUAUCGACUUGGCAUUGAUGGAGCAUCUUGCCAAGAUAUAGAUGAGUGCAGUAGCCAGAAUGUGUGUACGGGUCGCAACGAACUCUGCCUCAAUAUGCGAGGUGCAUAUCGCUGUGUUUCUACUGCUUGUCCUCUAGACUACGUCAAGAAAUCUACAGAUAUAGAUGAGUGCAGUAGCCAGAAUGUGUGUACGGGUCGCAACGAACUCUGCCUCAAUAUGCGAGGUGCAUAUCGCUGUGUUUCUACUGCUUGUCCUCAAGACUACAUCAAGGACUCUCAGCACGCCAAUCGGUGCAAGAGGAUAACGAUGUCCUGCAGAGAAGGCGACAUGGAAUGCCUACAGAAGCCUCUGACGUACACAUUCCACUUCAUCACGUUAGUGUCCAACCUGACGCGCUCCAAUGGCCCCCUGGACCUGUUCAUGAUGCGAGGCCCAGUGUGGUCUUCCACCAAUGUACAGUUUGACCUCAGGCUAGAUAAGGUUCACACCACACCCUCUGUGAAGGCUGCAAGUUUACAGAGCUUUCAGCUAGAGGAGGCAGACCACAACGUAGCAAACAUCCGGUUGCUGCAGCCCCUUAUCGGACCUCAGGACAUCUACUUGCAGCUCUUCAUGAAGUUCUUCUACAACGGUAUCUACGGUGGAACAACUAUAUCCAACAUAGCCAUAUUUGUCUCACAGUACGAGUUUUAGUAUUGUGUAGCAGGUCAUGGAAAACCUGCUAAUUUAUAGCUCAAUUUUGUCCUUCAUUGAAAAGAAGUUACCAAAAUGUAUGAUCACGAUUGUGUUUAUUAUAUGCACAAACACGUUCAGCACAAAUUGUUAUUUGAAAAAUACUCGUUUGACGUUACGCAGAAUACUCAUUUCAAUUUUUGUAUUUAGCUAUUUAUUUAAUUAAAGCUUCAUAUGUUGUAAUAUUACAACUUAGAAAUACAAAUUACAUUUAGUACAAAGAAAUCUGUGUGUUGUUUACAAAGUAGAAAUCAAUACCAAUCACGUAAUGUACUGUAACUUGUAGAAUUAAGUUGAUGUACUGUUUCACAUUUUUUCUUUUUUAAUAAAAAGUAGACCGAUA